GACGCUACUCUUAGUCCAUUGUCCGCCCCCGAGACAUAUUUGGCACCACCAUCAACAGGUUGGAAUAGCGACCCAUAUAAUAAUUCAGUGUCCGCCGCCGCCACACGCGCUUGCCAAAGGACGGUUUGGCUGUGCCACAGAGGCGGACUUGCGACGAUCUCCGGCCUCCACCCGUGCACACGACAAUUUUGGGAUCGAAGCCUUAAAGUAUAUAGAUGAUGUCUCAGUAAGGAAGUCGAUAGCGAUCUAGAAAUACCAUGGCUCCUCAACAGCCUGCCAGAAGCAAAUCUAGUAGGAAGCGCAGGAGAAGGCAGGCAUCUUACAGCCCUUCGGCUUCGUCUUCCGGCGGAUCAGACAGCGAGGCGGCGUCCUCUCAAGCAGGUCCAUCUACUCUCCCAGCUCAGAUCUUACCAGCAGCUUCAGCAAACAAGAUCCCGCCAUCAGACUCCGAUGAUUCAGAGUCCUCAGAUGAUUCUGAUGAAGAUGAAGAGAUGCCCUCUGAGUCUCAAUCUGACGACGAAUCAGAAUCCACAAUCUCGUCUAGCUCUACCGCUUCACAACCUGCCAAAACGUUCCCCGCUCAACCUGACCUUCCGAUACCUUCCAAGACCUCCCACAUGCCGCGGAGGAUGAGUGAUUCACCUUCACCGCCGCCGAUACAACUUCCGUCCUUUUUCGCCCCCCGUAGGAGCGAAGAGGACGAUGAACGGAGAUUGAGAUUUAGGCGGUUGUACAUGGACAAGUUGGUCCAGGGCUUUAGUGGUGACCUAGAGGCGCUAAGAGCGGUGAGUACGGGCUACGAGUCGCUUUGCAUAGCUAAGUAUGGCUCAGUCCGAGCCGACGCUCUCUGGCCAAAGGCUGCAGCGUCUAAUCGAUUCACUAGCCUCGGGCAUCGACAUCUUCCACGAUGCGCAUCGCGACCAAGAUGAUCGGAAUACCAUGUCAGGGCGUCCAAUGGAUGAAGUGGGCCUGAUCCUAGGCGAAAGCUGAGGCCGGAGAGGGCUACGGACCGACCGUUGUAUGCAGCGAAUCAAUCAGGGCA
Messenger RNA from Kockovaella imperatae, 1042 nucleotides. RefSeq lists its product as hypothetical. The transcript has 2 exons. The record is from RefSeq and is a predicted model, not a curated record. Bases 258 to 929 code for a protein of 223 amino acids. NCBI's taxonomy places the organism in Eukaryota, Fungi, Basidiomycota, Tremellomycetes, Tremellales, Cuniculitremaceae.